Durio zibethinus is the source of this 2399-nucleotide messenger RNA. It is a transcript of the gene IQD13, whose product is annotated as IQ-domain 13. NCBI's taxonomy places the organism in Eukaryota, Viridiplantae, Streptophyta, Magnoliopsida, Malvales, Malvaceae. The record is from RefSeq and is a predicted model, not a curated record. Gene Ontology annotation, molecular function: protein binding.
AUCUGAAAGGUGGCAAAAAGAAAACAAAUGUGGUACAAUUUCAUACCCCCAAGCUACAAAAGCAAAGAACCAGAUUCAAAGUUAUAGAGAUAGAGAGAGAAAGAGACAAAUAACCCAAAAAAAAAAACAAAGAAAAUUAAAGCCCUCCAUGUGUAAUAAAAAGGCUUGGAAUAUAAGAAAAUUUAAUAAAAACAAGCAUGUUGUAUGGGAAACCAGAAGAGGGUAGAGAGAAGAAAAAAGGGUCUUCUCUGGCUGGCUGCUACUAGUCUUCUUUUUUCUAGCUUCUUAUAACUCAGCUUUUUCAAGGGUUCGGUUCAGAAUUUGGAAUUUUGAAGCUCUUCAUUUAAGGUAAUCCUUUUUUUUGGAUGUGUGUUGAUUAUGUUCUUGGGGAAGGAGCAGAUAACUAUAAUUCUCAAAAAAUAGAAGGAUGGACAUUUUGGCUGCACACGAUUAGGCCUGCUGACUUUUAGUUAUUCUGUUUCUUCCCAUGCUUAGGCAAACACAGUAAUGCUGGCAGAAUGGGAAAGAAAGGAAGUUGGUUUUCUGCAAUUAAAAGAGUUUUCUUACCACACUCUAAGGAAAAGCUAAAUAAUGAAUCAGAUAAAAAAAGAGGUAAAGAAAAGAAGAAGAAGGGCAUAGGAAAAUUGAGGCAUGGAGAAACCAAUUCCUUUAUUCCCCUCUUCAGAGAGCCCAGCAGUAUUGAGAAAAUUCUGGGGGAGGCUGAAAGAGAGCAUAAACUAAUAUUCAGGCCUCCCACACCUCCAGAGCAGCCAAGAACACCACCAUUUGUGCCUCAUAGAGCUGCUUCUCCACGGGUUCCAUCUCAGAGGAUUGCCUCUCCUAGGGUUGCUUCUCCAAGAACUGCUUCCCCUAGAGCUGCUUCUCCACCUCCACGAGCUGCUUCUCCACCAUCACCUCCACCUCCUCAAGCUGCUUCCCCUAGAGCUGCUUCUCCACCUCCACCUCCACCUCCACGAGCUGCCUCUCCUAGAGCUGCUUCUCCAAGAGUUCCUCCUCCUAGGAUUCUCCGUUCUCGACCAGAACCAACUUUAAGGAACCAAAAUGCUUCAGCUACAAAAAUUCAAGCAGCUUAUAGAGGUUAUAUGGCAAGGAGAAGUUUUAGAGCUUUGAAAGGCCUUGUGAGGCUUCAAGGAGUUGUGAGAGGUCAGAACGUGAAACGCCAAACCAUGAAUGCCAUGAAGUAUAUGCAGCUUUUGGUGCGAGUUCAGUCUCAGAUUCAGUCACGCAGGAUCCAGAUGUUGGAAAACCAAGCACGACGGCAGGCUCAGUUCAAGAAUGAUAAGGAAGUGGAGAGUACCUUGGGCAAAUUGACCUUCAGCCAGGCAUCUGAGGCAGGCAAUGAAGACUGGGAUGAUAGUCGGCUAACAAAAGAGGAAGUAGAGGUAAGGAUGCAGAGAAAGGUGGAGGCAAUCAUCAAGAGAGAAAGGGCCAUGGCCUAUGCAUAUUCCCACCAGCUAUGGAAAGCUUCUCCGAAAUCAGCUCAGACAGGUUUAUCAGACAUUCGCUCUGGUGGAUUUCCAUGGUGGUGGAACUGGUUAGAUCGUCAACUACCUGCCGAAAGCCAAGGCAUGAAAGGUUUCCAACUUACACCACCUAGGCCAAAUUCUGAAUUGAAACCUAGUCCAAGGCCACAGUCAAGCAGCAAGCAACAUCAGUUCACCUUUGACAACAUUAUGGACACUCCCACGCCAAAAUCUACAAGGUCAACUAUACUUCCGGCAACAAGACCCAUGCGAACUCCACCUUCUAUUAGAAUCCCAAAAGCAAGCAGCUCAGGGUUGUCGAAAUAUUCGAGACCAAGAGCUAGUGCAGCUGAUUCUUCUCCAUUUGACUUGCCUCUCAAGGAUGAUGAUAGCCUCAUUAGCUGCCCACCAUUUUCAGUUCCCAAUUACAUGACUCCAACAGUUUCAACCAAAGCCAAGGUGAGAGCUAGCAGUAAUCCUAAGGAGAGGUUUCCUGGUACACCGGGAAGCGAGUCGAAUAGGCGGCUUUCAUACCCUUUGACACAAGGGACAGGGUCAUUCAAGUGGAGCAACAAAGGGUCAUUGUUUUCAGGCAAGGAUUCAAGCUCUCAAAGGGGCUUAGACAAGAACCAAUCACUUCAAUCUAUAGGCAAUUUGAGUGUCGAUUCAACCGUUUCUAUGCCUGCCACGGUUGGAAGAAAGCCAUUUAACCGAUUUGUGUGAUUUAUUUUUUUUACCCUUUAUUUUUAACCUUUGAUUACUUCUUCAUUUUGGUGUUUUUCUUAAUUGAGUGUAUGGUUAUACGCUAAGUUACAAAAUUACCGUUGUAAAAUAAAACAGGAAACCUUAGAAAUUGAUGCUUUGAAUGUCACAGGAUUUGGGGUUUGGUGAGAUAUUAUAUUAAUUUUCUUCUUU